Molecule: messenger RNA, 2722 nt
Organism: Camellia sinensis
Lineage: Eukaryota; Viridiplantae; Streptophyta; Magnoliopsida; Ericales; Theaceae
Product: nuclear poly(A) polymerase 1
Biological process (GO): RNA 3'-end processing
Cellular component (GO): nucleus
Molecular function (GO): RNA binding; poly(A) RNA polymerase activity
Source: RefSeq, a predicted model, not a curated record
AAUAAUAUCGAGCCCUAUAUAUACAGGCAGGCGACGCCUCUGUAAAACAAACGCGAUCUCUAUCCUCCCAUCCUUUCCCAUAUCUGCUCUCUCAUCGGCAAAUUACUUCUUCGUCGUCCCUAUUUCUGUUUCUUACUCAAAUCGUUCUCUCUCUCUCUCGGAUUGCCAGUUUUUUCGAAGACAGAGACCAGACUCACUGUAUCGAGAAAAUAAUCAGAAUUCAUAGACCGAGGCUGGGCUUAAUUGAUAUAUUAUCUCUGCUGUCUAGGAUUUCAAUCCUUGUUCUUAUAUCGAGCUCUUUUGCUUCUGAUUUGAAAUAGAGAAAGUGCAAACUUGCAAGAUAUAAUUAGAUGCAUCUGUAAGUUGUGAAAAAAAAUCCAUAUAGAAUCCUAAAAAAAAAAAAAAAAAAGGAAAAAAAAAAAAAAAGAAUAGAAAAGAAAAGGGUUUGAAAGGAAAGAGAAGGAAUUUAUGGGUAGCCUUGGUUUGAGCAACUAUGCUACUGCUCCGCGGUUUGGAAUGUCAGAUCCAAUAUUCACUGGUGAGCCUACUGAGUUUGACGUGAUUAAGACUCGCGAAUUGGAAAAGUUUCUUGCAGAUGCGGGAUUGUAUGAAAGUCAUGAAGAAGCUAUUAGGAGGGAGGAGGUGUUAGGGAGAUUGGACCAGAUAGUGAAGAUAUGGAUGAAGAACAACACUCGUACGAAAGGGUUUAAUGAGCAGCUGGUCCAAGAAGCUAAUGCAAAGAUUUUCACCUUUGGUUCCUAUCGGCUGGGUGUACAUGGUCCCGGUGCGGAUAUAGACACUUUAUGUGUUGGACCAAGACAUGCCACUCGAGAUGAAGAUUUUUUUGGUGAACUGUACAGAAUGCUGGCUGAGAUGCCUGAAAUACAAGAAUUGCAUCCAGUCCCUGAUGCUUAUGUUCCAGUAUUGCAGUUCAAAUUCAAUGAGGUGUCUAUAGAUCUUCUUUAUGCAAAUGUAGCACUUUGGGCUAUUCCUGAAGACUUGGAUAUUUCACAAGAUUCAAUACUGCAGAAUGUAGAUGAGCAGACAGUUCGUAGUCUCAAUGGAUGCAGAGUGACUGAUCAAAUUUUGCGUUUGGUCCCAAAUAUUCAGAGCUUUCGUACUACACUGAGAUGUAUGAGACUCUGGGCAAAGCGACGUGGGGUUUAUUCAAAUGUUUUGGGGUUUCUUGGUGGUAUCAAUUGGGCGUUACUUGUUGCUCGUAUAUGCCAACUUUACCCAAAUGCACUACCUAAUAUGUUGGUCUCAAGGUUCUUCAAGGUCUAUAACCUUUGGCGGUGGCCAAAUCCUGUCAUGUUAUGUCCUAUUCAGGAUGGUUCUCUGGGACUUCCUGUUUGGGAUCCCAGGAGAAAUUUCAGGGAUAGGCAGCACCUGAUGCCAAUCAUAACUCCUGCACAUCCCUGCAUGAACUCUAGUUACAAUGUGUCGACAAGCACAUUGCGUGUGAUGAUGGAAGAGUUUCAGCGAGGCAAUGAGAUUUGUGAGGAGAUGGAGAAUAAUAAGGCUGGCUGGAUGACGCUCUUUGAGCCUUUUCAGUUUUUUGAUGCAUAUAAAAAUUAUUUGCAGAUAGAUAUAGCAGCUGAGAAUGACGAUGACUUGAGGAAAUGGAAGGGUUGGAUUGAAUCUCGUCUUCGCCAGCUUACUUUGAAGAUUGAGAGGGACACAAGAAGCAUGCUUCGGUGCCACCCACACCCUGGUGAAUUUGUAGAUAAAUCCAGACCAUUGCAUUGUUGUUAUUUCAUGGGUUUACGGCGGAAUGAAGGCACUAAUGCUCAGAAAGGUGAACCAUUUGAUAUAAGGUCGACAGUGGAGGAAUUUGAGCACUCUGUGUGCAUGUACCAGUCCGGGAGUCCUGGAAUGUGGAUUCAUGUAUGUCAUGUAAGACGCAAAAACAUUCCUCAUUUUGUGUUUCCUGGUGGAGUUCGGCCUCCACAAACAAAUCCUGCGGUGAAUGGGAAGAAGAGAAAACGGGAUGAAACUAAAUCAAGUGAGCCCUUGUGUCAAGCAACAGGGACUGAUGAUGCAGGUUUGCAUGUUGAAACAAAAGCAAAAGAACACUUUGAAACUGAUACAGAUGACAUCUCAAAAAAGGCUAGAUUUCCUGAGAAUCCUUUGUCCCACGGUCAGGAAGUAGAAGGAUCUGUUAGAUGCAGCCCACCCGCUAUGCCUUCUUCAUCUUCUGCAAGUCUCUCAUCAAGCACAAUAGAAGAGAAGCUUGUAAUGGGGCAAUCCUGUGGACCGUUUUUUGGCCAUAUAAGUCCUUCAAAAGAAUUUGAUGAGCUUGAAAAUGAUACAGUACUGACUAAUCAAGUUCAAUGUUUUGGUGCGAGGACGGAAGUCUGUCCUGUGCAGUCUAUGUCGUCAGCCAAACAAGAAGUCGCUGUAGCAGCAGGAAAUGGCGUCAGUUCUUCCUCGAAGUUCUUGCAGAACGUGAGCUUGGAGGAGCUUGAGGUCUUGUUAGCUAACUCUUUUUAUCUUAGUGUGUGCUCAGUGUUGAUUUUUAUUUUCCUUCCUGUUUUUCUGUUAUUUGAUAUCUGUAAAUUUCUUGAUGGGUUUAUACUGCUUGGGUUUUUGCUCAUUGUGUGUGUGUGUGUGUGAUGUGAUGUGAUUUUGGGAGGACUCAUUAACCUCAAAUUCUGGAGUACACUAAAAGCCAUCUGGAUACGUAGAUUUGAAAUAUUAAAACUUUUUAAAAUUGUAAGAA